This is a messenger RNA of Lycium ferocissimum, 432 nucleotides long. RefSeq lists its product as uncharacterized. The record is from RefSeq and is a predicted model, not a curated record. The coding region runs from base 1 to 432 and encodes 143 amino acids. The transcript is spliced from 2 exons. NCBI's taxonomy places the organism in Eukaryota, Viridiplantae, Streptophyta, Magnoliopsida, Solanales, Solanaceae.
AUGUGCGAUAAGAAUGUGUCGCUUAGGCUUAAAGAUAAGUUUUGUAGAGUGGUGGUUAGACCAACAUUUUUGUACGGGGUAGAGUGUUGGCCAGUUAAGAAUGCUUACGUGCAGAAGAUAAAGGUAGCAGAGAUGAGGAUGCUCAGAUGGAUGUAUGGGCAUACAUGGAGAGAUAUGAUAAGGAAUGAAGUUAUAAGGGACAAGGUGGGAGUGGCAUCAGUGGCGGAUAAGAUAAGGGAAGCGCGACUGAGAUGGUUUGGUCAUGUGGAAAGGAGGUGUGAGGAUGCGCUAGUAAGAAGGUGGGAGAGUGGGGAUAGUAGUCAGCAUGUUAUUAUCUUCCUUAUUGGUUCUCCGUUCUAUACAAUCAAGAUGUUGAAGUUCAGGGGUGUUGCCUACUGUGAACAUGCUGGAAAAAUGAUGAACAGCUUCUGA